Molecule: messenger RNA, 1467 nt
Organism: Lathyrus oleraceus (garden pea)
Lineage: Eukaryota; Viridiplantae; Streptophyta; Magnoliopsida; Fabales; Fabaceae
Exons: 4
Coding region: 1-1467 (488 amino acids)
Biological process (GO): meristem maintenance; meristem development
Source: RefSeq, a predicted model, not a curated record
AUGACUCCUACGCUUUUUGACGUAGCUGCCAUUUCUGGACUUCCUCCGACAAGAGAAACCUUCGACCCCUACCAAUACUGUGAAAACUUGAUUGACUUCAACGUCAAGAAUGCUUCGUUCAGUACUUAUAUUAAUCUGUAUCAUGCUGAUGGGGAAGAAGUUUCCGACAUAGAACAUAUAGCAUUCUUAGGUCUAUGGUUGUCCAAAUUCUUCUUCUGUUGUAAAUCUCUGCAAGUUGCAAAGAGAUUUUUAACACUUGCUAACCAAUUGCAUGUUGGUCGAAGAGUGUGUUUAAGUGAACUCUUAUUGGCUAGUUUGUAUGAAAGUCUAGGAUCGACUAGUGCCAAGUUAAAGGAGUAUGAAGCUGGUACCAACUUAUUACUAUCUGGGCCUUAUUGGCUUCUUCAAUUGUGGCUCGAUGCCACUUUCGAAUCCGUUUUGCCAACACAAGGAAACGUUGAUGAAAGUGCCCCAGAGAUAAUAAAUCGAAGCAUUGAAGGCAACAGACUCCUUCAACUGACUCCAGUUGAUGAUGUUGACAACUUACAAACUUCCCUCACCAAAUACACCUUGAUGUUCUCGAAGCGUCACCAUUUCUUUCCUUCGAUGGCUCCUUUUGCCAGUCGAACCCAUGGUCCUUCCUGGUUCACUGCUUCGCUCGAAGAUGCUGUGAAGAACGCCAACACAGAGAUCGAAGAUAUAUGGCGUGCCUUUCUCUUUCCAAGGCUGCUUGUUUCUAGGAUCUUGCCAUUAAAGAGUCAUGUGUGUCAGUUGGCUUAUCAACCUAAUUUUGUCUCUCGACAAUUUGGGUUGUGUCAACUUAUUCCUGUUUCUUUAUUCAAUCGAAAGCGCGAGAUCUGUUGUGCAGGGACUGAAUGGAGCGCUCGAGACAUUGCAACCCACGAAGAAUUCCAUGUAAACUUUGCUGAAUUCCAAUUAAUAGCCUACCAUCCGUCGUUCUACUCCACCAAUGAUUUCGUCACUUGGUGGAUAGAUUUCUAUUCCAAGAAUAUGUUUUCUACUGCUGAAAUCAAAGAACCAUUCGAAAGAAAGGUGGCGAAGAAAGAGAAGCCUGUGGCGAAAGCUAGUUCGAAUACUGCUUCUAAGCCAACUACCUCUUCAAGCCAGGGAGUGCCUUCUUCCAAGGAUACUGCUCCAGAAAAAACGAAGAAGAGUUCAAAGGGUAGUGGCAAGCCUCCUUUGACGCCCAAGAAAAGAAAAGUCCUCACUGCCAAUGUAAUUCUUGUCGAAGAUGAUGAAGAAGAUACUCCUCCAACUCCACUUAAGAAAAAGCAGAAAAAGAAUAAGGAUAAACCUAUCACUCCCCUCAUUUCUACCGCCAAUCAGAGUGAUCCUUCGAGCGGAACGAAUCCAUCUUCUCCUCUAACAAUCAGCAAUGCUGUCCAAAAUAAAGGAUCUUCGAUUGGAGCCCAAAAUCUCGAAGCAGAUAAUGCCCAAAACAAAUAA